CAUUGGCCAACUCAUCUAUUUAAAGAGGGGGGGACCUCGAAAGCUUCCAAGACCACACUUAGCUAUGGCAAUGCAAGUCACUUUUGUGGUUGCCCUUCUUCUACUCCCCCUUCAUCUCCUAAAUGCAAGAACUGUCAUAACUUCAUUCAAUCGAAGCAGCUUUCCUGAUGAUUUUGUAUUUGGAGCUUCCUCAGCUGCCUAUCAAUAUGAAGGUGCAGCAUUUGAAGGUGGGAAAGGUCCAAGUAUCUGGGAUACAUUUACCCAUAAAUAUCCAGGGAAAAUCUUGAAUGGAAGUAAUGGUGAUGUAGCCGAAGACUUUUAUCAUCGAUACAAGGAUGAUGUCAAAUUGAUGAAGUUUAUUGGACUGGAUGCUUUCAGAUUUUCCAUCUCCUGGCCCAGAAUAUUGCCUCGCGGGAAGCUAAGUGGAGGUGUUAACAAGGAAGGCGUAGCUUUCUACAACAAUCUCAUCAAUGAGCUCAUAUCAAAUGGUAUAAAGCCCUUCGUGACAAUCUUCCAUUGGGACGUUCCCCAAGCACUUGAAGACGAGUACCACAGCUUUUUAAGCCCUCUCAUUGUGGAUGACUACUUAGAUUUUGUAGAGCUGUGUUUCAAGGAAUUUGGUGAUCGAGUGAAGCAUUGGAUUACCAUGAACGAGCCAUAUAUUUUCAUUAAUGGAGGUUAUGAUGGGGGAACUCUGGCUCCCGGUCGCUGCUCUGCUUGGCUAAACAACGAUUGCCCAGCAGGAAAUUCAGCAACUGAGCCUUAUAUAGUCGGACACCGAAUGCUUCUUUGUCAUGCAGCAGCUGUAAAAUUAUACAGAGAAAAAUACCAGGCAAGUCAAAAAGGAGAGAUAGGGAUUACAUUGGUGUCUCACUGGAUGGAACCGUACUCUAGAAGCAAGCUUGACAUUCUUGCAAAACAAAGAGCUCUUGAUUUUAUGUAUGGAUGUACGAAGGUGCAGCAUUUGAAGGUGGGAAAGGUCCAAGUAUCUGGGAUACAUUUACCCAUAAAUAUCCAGAAAUAUCCAGGGAAAAUCUUGAAUGGGAGUAAUGGUGAUGUUGCCGAAGACUUUUAUCAUCGAUACAAGGAUGAUGUCAAAUUGAUGAAGUUUAUUGGACUGGAUGCUUUCAGAUUUUCCUUCUCCUGGCCCAGAAUAUUGCCUCGUGGGAAGCUAAGUGGAGGUAUUAACAAGGAAGGCGUAGCUUUCUACAACAAUCUCAUCAAUGAGCUCAUAUCAAAUGGUAUAAAGCCCUUCGUGACAAUCUUCCAUUGGGACGUUCCCCAAGCACUUGAAGACGAGUACCACAGCUUUUUAAGCCCUCUCAUUGUGGAUGACUACUUAGAUUUUGUAGAGCUGUGUUUCAAGGAAUUUGGUGAUCGAGUGAAGCAUUGGAUUACCAUGAACGAGCCAUAUAUUUUCAGUAAUGGAGGUUAUGAUGGGGGAACUCUGGCUCCCGGUCGCUGCUCUGCUUGGCUAAACAACGAUUGCCCAGCAGGAAAUUCAGCAACUGAGCCUUAUAUAGUCGGACACCAUAUGCUUCUUUGUCAUGCAGCAGCUGUAAAAUUAUACAGAGAAAAAUACCAGGCAACUCAAAAAGGAGAGAUAGGGAUUACAUUGGUGUCGCACUGGAUAGUACCGUACUCUAGUAGCAAGCUUGACAUUCUUGCAACACAAAGAGCUCUUGAUUUUAUGUAUGGAUGGUUUAUACAUCCAUUGAUAUAUGGAGAUUAUCCUGCAAGCAUGCAUAAACUUGUUAAGAAUCGUUUGCCCAAAUUUACCCCGGAGCAAUCUAAGAUAAUCAAGGGUUCUUUCGACUUUCUUGGACUGAAUUAUUAUACAGCAAAAUAUGCAAUUAAUAUUGCCUCUCAGAAUAAUAUCAACGUUAGCAGCUCUACAGAUCCUCUAGUCAACCUCACUUCGGAAAGGAAUGGAAAGUUCCUAGGUGAUCCGACUGGAGUCAGUAUCUUCUAUGUCUAUCCAAAGGGACUUCGAGAUCUUCUUGAAUACACCAAGAAAAACUACAAUAAUCCCACAAUUUAUAUCACGGAGAAUGGGAUUGGUGAUGCAAAUAAUAGCACACGAAUAAAAAGUAUCAAGGAUUUCCAACGAGUUGAUUUCUACCAUCGCCAUCUUUUGGCUGUUCAAGAAGCCAUGAAAUUGGGAGUGAAUGUAAAGGGUUUCUUUGCUUGGUCAUUUCUUGACGAUUUCGAAUGGGGCUUCGGUUAUACCUUGAGGUUCGGUAUAUGCUAUGUGGAUUUCGAAGAUGGACUGAAAAGAUAUCCCAAAAGCUCUGCCCUCUGGUUCAAGAAAUUUCUCCGCAAGUAAAAAGACGGCUACUUUGAUAUGAUGCACUUUUGAGUGGAUCCAGAAAUAGCUUGGGCAUUUCAGAAAAAAAUAUUUUUCCCAUAACUAUAUUUAAGAAGUAUUUCUUCUUUCCUCUUUUUGGGGGAAGCAAUCAGAAUGUGCAAAUAAAUAUCCAAUUGCAAUAUUAUCCUACUACUG
This is a messenger RNA of Coffea arabica (coffee), 2503 nucleotides long. The record is from RefSeq and is a predicted model, not a curated record. NCBI's taxonomy places the organism in Eukaryota, Viridiplantae, Streptophyta, Magnoliopsida, Gentianales, Rubiaceae.